Messenger RNA from Actinia tenebrosa (Australian red waratah sea anemone), 1211 nucleotides. RefSeq lists its product as uncharacterized. Lineage: Eukaryota; Metazoa; Cnidaria; Anthozoa; Actiniaria; Actiniidae. The record is from RefSeq and is a predicted model, not a curated record.
UAAUAGAAUUAUCGUUUUUAAUGUUUUUUUUAGGUGGGUGUCGCUACUCCUUCUCAUAGUUUGAGGGAUCAAGAUUCAUUGAAGGAUCUUCAUCACAGCUACGCAAGCCACUUCUCGUCAAAGUCACAAAAAGGAGUAGAAAACGACCGUUCACAGCGAACACAUAUCGUGCUGUCAUCGGAAGGAGAUCUUGAUUCUUUGACCUUGCCACCAAAAUACAAAGGAAAGGAAGAAGGUAUAAAACCAGUCUCCAGUAGGCGUGAGCAUGCGCAAACGUCGUCCAUGCGUACAUCUCGAUCAGCAAGUACAAAGAAGCAGAGUUUGGAACCAGUCUCCAGCAGAUGUACGCAUUCGCAGAUAUCAUCCAAGUCGAAGACCGAACCACCUGAAGUAAAGCCCAAACCAAGAUGGCGCAGCUCGUCUUCUUCAAAAAUCAACGAACCAGUUCAAUUUAAGCUGCAGCUGUCAGAUGUCUUAUCACGUGAUACAGUGACGUCAUCACAAGGGAUGGAAAGCCGGCUUCGUUUGAAGACAAAACUGCAGGAGCAAAAGGAAACACCCAAAAAGCCACUGGACGUUAAACCAAAGCCCUGGAGAGCAAAAUUUGGAGAAAAAGAAUUAACUUUUAAAGACAAUAUCUUAACUUUUGAACUGAAAACAAAAUUACGAGCAAGAUCUUUACUGGAGAAAGAAACAGUAACAAUAACACAGGAACAAGAAGAAUAUGGUGAUCUGGACACCUCGCACACACGACAAGGGAACUACAGGAAAUUCGCGGACCAUCGUCUAAGUGUAAGAAGAAGAAAGCGACAUCGGCCGACAUCAAACCCCGUGAGACAACUGAAGAAAAGAAAGGACAUACGAAGCGAAUUUUAGAAAAAUAUGCUUCGUUGUGUUGAGGAAUUUGUGUCACAUGCAUGUCACAUGAUUAUAGGGGUCACAUGAUCACCAAUUGUGAAUUACGUGUUAACUCAAGCAAGUAAUAAGGCAAGAGCGCAAAAGCCUUUUGUCUUCUAGCGGGGAUUAAAACAAACGCGGACUCUGAUGAUGUUCAGUUAGUGUGUGCGCGCACUGCCUUUGGAAGAUCUCCUAUGAUGCACAUCAGGCUUGUGACUUGUAUGUCUGACAUUUUAAUAGUUGUGACUUGUGUUUGUAAACGUGGAAGAUGAGAAUAAAGUCAUAUAUAGAAAUUAAACUAUUAUAUAACGCCG